UCUGUUAAGCCACCCCUCCCUUCUCUGCAAGCAAAUUAUAGUGUCCUAGGCUCCUAGCCUCACUUCAUGUUCGUCCUCAGUGCAGGGCAACAGAUACCCUAACGUGUGAACAUGGCUUCUUUCAUUAAGUGCUGUCCCUUUUACACACGGGACCCCACUGUGUUCCUGCGGGUUGCCCGUCCCUUGCUCAUGCGCAGUGCCGAACACUGCCCUGUCAUGGUGACCCGCAGCCUAUCCACCUCUGCAGGACUACAGCAACGAUCUAAGGACGCUGUGCCGCCUACUGGAGUUUCCACUGGAGCCACCAACAGGCGCACACUCGCUCAAGCUGCCCCGCAGGCUGCGAGUGCCAAUGCUAAGUGUCCAUUUAUUGAGACAGAGAUGGACAAGGAACAGAGUGUAUUUGUACAAAGAGCUGGACCGGAGGUGCAGGAGGAUUUAAAGACUUUCAAAGCAGAUGCUCUAAGCUCCCUGUUCAUCGAAGUUCAGACAAGCCUGAAGAACAAAUUCCUUGGAUCUCCUAAAAAAGUAAAUCUUGGAACUGGUGCUCCAUUCACGCCAACUCAUCUGCUUAAAGAAAACCUGUCAGGUGGAGCUGCCUUUGGCUAUGAUGAGUUCUUUAGCCGGAGGAUUGAGGAGAAGAAACAGGACCACACGUACCGGGUGUUCAAAACUGUGAACCGCAAGGCCGAUGCUUACCCGUUCGCUGAAGAUUUCUCUGACCUCCAGGGCGAUAAGAAGGAAGUGUCUGUAUGGUGCAGCAAUGACUACCUGGGCAUGAGCAGGCACCCAAGGGUGCUCCAAGCAAUUUCGGAGACCCUGAGAGAGCAUGGUGCUGGGGCAGGAGGUACAAGAAACAUCUCUGGAACUAGCAAAUACCAUGUGGACCUUGAAAAUGAACUGGCCGACUUACACUACAAGGAUGCCGCUCUGCUCUUCUCCUCUUGCUUUGUGGCAAAUGAUUCCACUCUCUUCACUUUGGCAAAGAUGUUACCAGGUUGUGAGAUAUACUCGGAUGCUGGGAAUCAUGCAUCUAUGAUCCAGGGCAUCCGAAACAGUGGUGUCGCGAAAUAUGUUUUCCGCCACAAUGAUCCAGCUCAUCUGGAGGAGAUUCUUCAAAAAUCUGAUCCAAAGAGGCCCAAAAUCGUAGCAUUCGAGACUGUCCACUCUAUGGAUGGUGCAAUUUGCCCCCUGGAGGAGAUGUGUGAUGUGGCACACAAGUACGGGGCCCUUACGUUUGUGGAUGAGGUUCAUGCUGUGGGAUUGUACGGGGCCCGGGGAGCAGGCGUUGGAGAGAGAGAUGGAAUCAUGCAUAAGAUGGACAUUAUCUCAGGAACACUAGGGAAGGCAUUUGGCUGUGUGGGAGGUUAUGUGGCAAGUGCAGCUUCUCUCAUAGAUACAGUGCGCUCCUACGCAGCUGGUUUCAUUUUCACCACAUCCCUCCCACCAAUGGUGCUCGCUGGUGCUUUGGAGUCCGUGCGGGUUCUUAAGAGUGAAGAAGGACAAUCACUCCGUCGUGCUCAUCAGCGAAACGUGAAGCACAUGCGUCAGCUGCUGAUGGACGCAGGGCUACCUGUCAUCAACUGCCCAAGCCAUAUCAUCCCUAUUAGGGUUGGGAAUGCAGCUCUAAAUACCAGGAUUUGUGAUGUCCUCUUGUCCGAAUACAACAUCUACGUACAGGCUAUCAAUUACCCGACUGUCCCCCGUGGGGAAGAGCUGCUGCGACUGGCUCCCUCUCCACACCACACUCCAGUAAUGAUGAGCUACUUUGUGGAGAGCCUGUUGAAAACAUGGAAAGAGGUUGGCAUGCCUACCCAGCUGCCCUCUGCCGCAGAAUGCAACUUUUGCCACCGUCCCCUGCACUUUGAUCUGAUGAGCGAAUGGGAGCGCACCUACUUUGGGAACAUGGAACCAAAGUACAUCACCAUGUAUGCGUAAACCAAACUUCAUUCCUUCACAAAGUCCAGAAAAUAGCCAUGCAACCUCCGCAAACUAUCCUAUCAGAUACGCGUGAUUUAUAUAUAUAUAUACAUUUCCUAUCCCAGCGAGCACCAGCUUAUUCCUUACACCUACACCUCACAUAAUAUGGGGGGUCAGGUUACCCUUUAAUGGGAGCCUGUUUACAAAAACUGUGUCCUACAGAGCAGCAUUGAUUUAGAUGCAGUGUUACACUAUGUCAAUUCAAUUACCAUCUGUUUUAUAGAAGGGCAUCCGACAUUGCAGUGGUAACCCAACCAGUCAUCAAGCCACAUCAACAAUCAGACCUUCCCUAGUUCUGUUCCAACUAGGUGUGCCUAGAUGACAAAUACUAACAGCUGACAUAUUGGAAUCUGGUGAUCUACCAAGGUUCCAACACCCUCCAACCCCCACCAGCACUAUUCUAUAUAUUGUGGCAUAGUGCAAAUGUUACCUGCUCCCAUACCUUGCCUCCUAUACAUAUAUAACAUAUAAAGCUAGUUUCCUUAGUCACAAAUAGGGCAUUAAUUUAAACAUAUUUACAUUAAAUACAUAUUUAUAUGCACAAGUAUAUUUUCAAGUUCACUUAGUAAUGUCUUAAAGGACAUAUUUCACCUCAAAAACUAUAUCAAUAUAAUUACCUUUUCAUCAAGUUUUGAAAGGAUAUAUAUAUAUAUUAGUUUUCAGGUGACCGUUAAAGAAAUAAUGCCCAUUGUGUUCAUUAUUUUUCGUUUUGUUACAGUCAGUCUAUAAAUAAGCACAUUUAAAUAUUGCAGCCUCUGUUUCCAGGUGUUGAGGGGUCCAUGGCUUCACAAGGACUUUUGAAGUUUAAAGUGUUCACACAAAGAAAACUGACAAUAAACCUAUUACUGGUGUGAUCUCUA
This is a messenger RNA of Pelobates fuscus (common spadefoot toad), 2840 nucleotides long. It is a transcript of the gene ALAS2, whose product is annotated as 5'-aminolevulinate synthase 2. The transcript is spliced from 11 exons. The record is from RefSeq and is a predicted model, not a curated record. Gene Ontology annotation, molecular function: 5-aminolevulinate synthase activity; pyridoxal phosphate binding. Gene Ontology annotation, cellular component: mitochondrion; mitochondrial matrix. Lineage: Eukaryota; Metazoa; Chordata; Amphibia; Anura; Pelobatidae. The coding region runs from base 112 to 1938 and encodes 608 amino acids. Gene Ontology annotation, biological process: hemoglobin biosynthetic process; heme biosynthetic process; erythrocyte development.